Molecule: messenger RNA, 1932 nt
Organism: Lodderomyces orthopsilosis Co 90-125
Lineage: Eukaryota; Fungi; Ascomycota; Pichiomycetes; Serinales; Debaryomycetaceae
Exons: 1
Coding region: 1-1932 (643 amino acids)
Biological process (GO): DNA replication; DNA repair; telomere maintenance
Cellular component (GO): replication fork
Molecular function (GO): DNA helicase activity
Source: RefSeq, a predicted model, not a curated record
AUGUCCACAAAGAUCAAGAAGAAAGGCUCUUUAGUUCAGCACAGUAUAUUCAGCUUUCAUUGUCCUGGUGUCAGUAAAGUUGAUAACGACAAGUCUAAACUGCAACAAAGCAAGAAUAUCUCUAGACAAAAUUCAGUUUUAAGUGCCACUGAUAAUGAUGAUGGGUUUGGUGAUGACUCAAGCUAUGAUACGUCGAUAGACGCAAGCAUGGAAAUUCUGAACUUUAGAGAUCCAACAUUGGAAAGUGUGCUAUUACAGCAUAGAGCAAAUCAGCCUUUAACUUCUCAAAGAAAUCCAAAGAUCCUUGGCGAAUCAAACUUGGUCAAUGCUGGUCAAAACAAAUCCAAUUCUCUCAAGAGAUCCAACAGUGACAUACUUAGCACUUUUGAUGGGGGACAAGCUAAAAAAAUCGCAAGGAGUACAAGCAAUACGGCACCUGUGAUUUUGCACACAGAGGGAACUCAAUUGAGUGCAGAGCAAAAGGAAGUCAUCGAAUCCGUUCUUGCUGGACGCAACGUCUUUUAUACCGGAAGUGCUGGUACAGGAAAAUCUGUGGUGCUUCGUGAGUUGGUUAGGAUCCUCAAGGGCAAAUAUGGAGAUAAUAUGGGUGUGACUGCGCCAACCGGAAUGGCCGCAUGCAAUAUCCAAGGGCAAACAAUAUAUAAAUUUUUAGAGAUUGGCCUUGCCAUGAAAUCUGCACCGGAGCUUGCAAAUAUGAUCCGAAAGAAUCACCACAAGUUGAAUAAAUGGAUUAGGUUGAGGGUUUUGAUCAUUGAUGAAAUAUCCAUGAUCGAUGGGGCUCUAUUUGACAAAUUGGAACAUGUGGCCAGAUUAGUGCGAAAGUCUGACAAGCCAUUUGGAGGAAUCCAGAUUGUAUGUACGGGUGAUUUUUAUCAAUUGCCGCCAGUUGCCGUAAAUCGAAGCGCUCUAUUCUGUUUUCAAUCAAAGUCUUGGUCCAAAGUGAUUAACAAAAAUAUUGUUUUAAAACAAAUCUUCAGACAAAAGGGUGAUAACGACCUUAUUGAGAUGUUGAAUGCACUUAGAACGGGCGAAUUGACUAAUGAGAUUGUUGCCAAAUUCAAACUGCUUGCAAGAAUGGUAAAUUACACCGAUGGAAUUGAGCCUACCCAAUUGUUUCCCACUAGAAGAGAGGUCUCUGAAGCUAAUAGUUUACGCUUGGAAAAACUUUCUUCGAAAGCUUACAAAUAUACUGCCCAGGACAGUCACAAAGGAGAACAAUAUAAAGCACAAUACGCUCAGCUAUUAUGUGAUGAAUCGUUGGUUUUGAAAGAAGGAGCGCAAGUGAUGAAUAUCAAAAACAUCAACGACGAUUUGGUAAAUGGAACACUAGGCACAGUUCUUUUCUUUUCUACGCAAAGAUUAUUUCUCAAGAUCUUAGAGAUAUACUCACCACUUGAAGCAAUGGAUGCGCAGAUGUUAAAAGAAGUGAAAUUUGUAACCUCGCGUGUUGGAUCUGUAAAAGAAUGGAAAGACGAUGAAAGGAUGCUUUUUCAACAAGUUCCCUCUGAGAGAAAGACUCAGUUUGAGCUGCUUGUUCAGUUUGCAGCUCUAGAAUCAACUGAAAACAUAUUACCAGUGGUAUUGUUCAAAUUAAACGGUUCAGACGAAGCUGUGCUUGUUGAUAAACAAGAGUUUCCAAUUGAAAUUGGGAAGGAAAAUACAGCAGCUGGAAAUCCAUAUAGAACUCAGUUGCCCUUGUUGCUCUCAUGGGCAAUGUCGAUUCACAAAGCACAAGGUCAGACCCUUCCUCGUGUAAAGAUUGAUUUGGACAGAGUGUUUGAAAAUGGACAUGCAUACGUAGCUAUAUCACGAGCAGUCAGUAGAGAGACUUUGCAAGUGAGGCACUUUGAUAUCGGCAAGGUAAAGGCAUCACCAGUAGUAAAGCAAUUCUAUCAAAGUUUAGAAAAAUAG